Molecule: messenger RNA, 5775 nt
Organism: Pantherophis guttatus
Lineage: Eukaryota; Metazoa; Chordata; Lepidosauria; Squamata; Colubridae
Source: RefSeq, a predicted model, not a curated record
GAGUGUCCGUGUCCGCCUGGAGAAUGCCUGAAAGGCCCAUGGGAGGCAGGGUCUUGGGCCUGGGUCUCCCCUGCGGGAAAGGGGAUGCAGCCGUGACCCUCUUCUCUUUCUCCCCUGCAGGAGGACGGAGGAUGGCGGCGGAUGCAGGAAAGAGGCGCCGCCUGAGAGGAGGAGGAGGAGAGCGGGACCUGCAGAGCAGCCCUGCCCGGUCCCGGCGCGGCUUCCCCGGGAGACAGUGGGGAAAGGCCGGGGGCUCCGGGGCUGCAGGAGGGAGGAGCCCAGGGGAGGAGGAAACGGGCGGAGACCCCGAGACGGACCUGCAGGGCGGAGGCUCCUUCGGAAGACUCCGAAAGUCUCAAAGGAUCCAGGAGGGAGGAAAGGAACAUCAGUGCCCGGAAUGUGGAAAAACCUUCAAAACAAACGGAAAUCUUGAAAACCAUUUAAAAAUCCACACAGCAGAGAAACCAUUUAAAUGCCCGGAAUGUGAAAAAUCCUUCAGAACAAAUGGACGUUUUGAAAACCAUCUAAAAAACCACUCAGUUGGAAACCGAUAUCAAUGCCUGGAGUGUGGAAAGAGCUUCAGUCAGAGGGGAGAUCUUUAUAGACAUCAAAGGAUCCACACAGGAGAGAAACCACAUAAGUGUCUGGUAAGAAAGGAUGGCGGCGGAUGCAGGAAAGAAGCGGCGGCCGAGAGGAGGAGGAGGAGAGCGGGCCCUGGCAUGGCUUCCCCGGAAGACGGCAGGGAAAGGCCGGGGGGCUCCGGGGCUGCAGGAGGGAGGAGCCCAGGGGGAGCCCGGGAAAGGCGGCUGCCUGGAGGGCGAUGCGGGGAGGAGGAAACAGGCGGAGACCCCGAGACGGGGCUGGAGGGCGGAGGCUCCUUUGGAAGACCCCGAAAGCCCCAGAGGAUCCAGGAGAAAGCAAAGAAACAUCAGUGCCUGGAAUGUGGAAAAACCUUCAAAACAAACGGAAAUCUUCAAAGGCAUCUAAUUAUCCACACAGGAGAAAAACCUAAGUGCCUGGAGUGUGGAAAGAGCUUCAGUGAUAGGAGCAACCUUUAUACACAUCAAAGAAUCCACUCAGGAGAAAAACCUCAUAAAUGCCUUGAGUGUGGAAAGAGCUUCAGUCAGAGGAGCGACCUUUAUAAACAUCAAAGGAUCCAUUCUGGAGAGAAACCUCAUAAGUGCCUGGAGUGUGGAAAGAGCUUCAGUCAGAGGAACGACCUUUAUAAACAUCAAAGGAUCCAUUCUGGAGAGAAACCUCAUAAGUGCCUGGAGUGUGGAAAGAGCUUCAGUCAGAGUAGCCACCUGUAUACACAUCAAAGGAUCCACUCAGGAGAAAAACCUCACAAGUGCCUGGAGUGUAGAAAGAGCUUCAGUCAGAGUAGCCACCUGUAUACACAUCAAAGGAUCCACUCAGGAGAAAAGCCUCAUAAAUGCUUUGAGUGUGGAAAGAGCUUCAGUGAGAGGGGACAUCUUUAUAGACAUCAAAGGAUCCACUCGGGAGAAAAACCUCAUAAGUGCCUGGAGUGUGAAAAGAUCUUCACUCAGAGGAGCAACCUUUAUACACAUCAAAGGAUCCACUCAGGAGAAAAACCUCAUAAGUGCCUGGUGUGUGGAAAGCGCUUUAAUCGGAGGAGCGACCUUUAUAAACAUCAAAGGAUCCAUUCUGGAGAAAAACCUCAUAAAUGCCUUGAGUGUGGAAAGAGCUUCAGUCAGAGGAGCGACCUUUAUAAACAUCAAAGGAUCCAUUCUGGAGAGAAACCUCAUAAAUGCCUUGAGUGUGGAAAGAGCUUCAGUCAGAGGAGCGACCUUUAUAAACAUCAAAGGAUCCAUUCUGGAGAGAAACCUCAUAAAUGCCUUGAGUGUGGAAAGAGCUUCAGUCAGAGGAGCGACCUUUAUAAACAUCAAAGGAUCCAUUCUGGAGAAAAACCUCAUAAAUGCCUUGAGUGUGGAAAGAGCUUCAGUCAGAGGAGUGACCUUUAUAAACAUCAAAGGAUCCACUCAGGAGAGAAACCUCAUAAGUGCCUGGAGUGUGGAAAGAGUUUCAGUCAGAGUAGCCACCUGUAUACACAUCAAAGGAUCCACUCAUGAGAAAAGCCUCAUAAAUGCUUUGAGUGUGGAAAGAGCUUCAGUGAGAGGGGACAUCUUUAUAUACAUCAAAGGAUCCACUCAGGAGAGAAACCUCAUAAGUGCCUGGUGUGUGGAAAGCGCUUUAGUCGGAGGAGCAACCUUUAUACACAUCAAAGGAUCCACUCAGGAGAAAAAUCUCAUAAGUGCCUUGAGUGUGGAAAGAGCUUCAGUCAGAGGAGAACCCUUUAUACACAUCAAAGGAUCCACUCAGGAGAAAAACCUCAUAAAUGCCUUGAGUGUGGAAAGAGCUUCAGUCAGAGGAGCGACCUUUAUAAACAUCAAAGGAUCCAUUCUGGAGAAAAACCUCAUAAAUGCCUUGAGUGUGGAAAGAGCUUCAGUCAGAGGAGCGACCUUUAUAAACAUCAAAGGAUCCAUUCUGGAGAGAAACCUCAUAAAUGCCUUGAGUGUGGAAAGAGCUUCAGUGAGAGGGGACAUCUUUAUAUACAUCAAAGGAUCCACUCAGGAGAAAAACCUCAUAAAUGCCUGGAGUGUGGAAAGAGCUAUACUGAGCGUAGUAGCCUCAAUCGACACCUAAGAAUUCACGUGGGAGAAAAAUGAUAAACACGCCUGAGUGUGCGAAGACCUUCAGUCACGGUAUAUCUCAGGAAUUGAAUUGUAUAUUUAUUUUGGCCAACUGUGAAUAGACACAUUAGGAAUUCACUUAGUGCAUAUUCAUGAUAAUUAUAAUAAUUCCAAUAUGAGGAAUUAUUUAUCUUUACUCCAAAUGUGUAAAGAAGACAAUAAGGGUAAAUAAUAACUGCCAAAUAAGGGACUUUCUCAGGCUGAAUAAUAAAGGACUGUUUCAAUUGUACAUGCUAGAUUUUUCAACUGGUCUAAAUUGUACCUUUUCACAAGAGACAUGCCAUUUCCCAUGUGAAUGUUCUUUUAAUGCUUAUGCUUAAUAUUAUGGGAUGUUACUGUCCGUGUCUCUGAUGUAAGUGUUAACUUGAGCAGGGUGAUUUCUUCCAUGCAAUCAGCUCUUGUUUUGUAUUUUUUUUUCUACUGUAUGGAGUAUACAAUGAAACCCGAUUCUGUGUCCUGGAUUCCCUCUUUUCAUUAAGGGAAAUCUCUUUGCUACAAUAUUCUAAUAAAUUGCCUUUAAAUUUACAGUCCCAGACUGUAUCUCAGGAAUUGAACUGAAUUGAAUUUUUAAUUUCGCCAACUGUGAAUAGACACACAAGGAAUUUUUCUCCAGUUCACAAGCUCUCAGUGUAUGUACAAAGCAUCAGAAUAAUUAUAUAAUUAUAACAAUUCGAAUAAGAGGAAUUAUUUAUUUAUCUUUUCUUCAAUUGAGUAAAGAAGGGUUAAUAAUAACUGCCAAAUAAGGGACUUUCUCAGGCUGAAUAAUAAAGGACUUUUUCUAUUGUCCCUGCCAUGAUGGAUGUGAAAUGACAGGUGCUCUUUAUUAGUAUAUUUAGAAGCUGCUUAGAAGGUUUCACUUCCAUUUUUACUGCUUGCCCUUCCCCCUCACACUUAGAGGCUGAGGGUACAGAUGCAUUUCUCUUGAAACAGUCAUACAGUUUGCAGUCUACAUACAGUAUAUUUGAAGAAAAAUGGGGAAAAGGAAUAUUCCUGCCCUUGCUUUAUGAGUUAUCUCAUGGUUACUGUGAAACUCUGUGGAUGUAUCAAUGCAGUGCAUGUUAUUUCAGCUUGCGGUGCUUGGAUUCAUUGAAUGAGUUUACCAAAAAUGUAAAUAUUGCAGAAUAUACAGCUUCAUGCUACAUAACUAAGCUCCAUUUCAACCUGAAUAAACUAAAUUAUUAAUGUAUCUUAAAUGGAAAAUUAUCUUUAUGAUUCUUGAUGAACGUAUCUUUUCUUUUAUGUACACUGAGAGCAUAUGCACCAAGACAAAUUCCUUGUGAGUCCGAUCACACUUGGCCAAUAAAAUAUUCUAUUCUAUUCUAUUCGAAUAUCCCAACUUUUUCUAUUGUAUGGAGUAUGAAAAGAAACCCGAUUCUGUGUCCUAGGGAGGGACACAGGCGCUGGGAGAUCAGACAAGGAGAAGGUGGCAUGGAUUGGCGCCUGGCUUUUCUUUGUUUUUAUUUUCCAUGUUUUAAUGUGUUGUAUUGUUUUUAAAACAGCUUUUGGGGAGCUGCAGUGAGUUGACUGAAUGAUGGGCAGUUAAAAGAAUGCUUUAAGUGACUCAUUGGGGACCUCUUUGAUCCCCCACUAGGUGCAGAGACUGGGUGUCCCCCAGUUGUCAGGAUAAAGUCCCCCAUUACUAGGCUUUCUCUUCAUCAGCUAAAUCGGCAUCCGCCUUCCUUCAAGCAGCCAGAGGGCGCCUGCACAAGUCCCGAGUCUCGCGUAAAGGUGAGGCAGGGGGGGCUCCCUUUCAUCUUUGGGGUCCGGUCUCUCCUUCGGGGGGCCCCUCCCGCAUUCUGGCAGGCAGAGGUUGAGGGGCCCUUCUGGGACUGGGACUCCCCCCCCAUCCAGGCUCCCUCCCUAGGCAAGGUGGGGGGGCAGAGGUUGGAGGGGCACCCAGGCAGGUAAGAGGCCAAAUGGGCAUUUUCCCCCUUGCAAUACAACUCUGGUAAAUUGGCUGCAAAUAGAGGGAGGAUUUCCCAGAGUCCAGGAGCCCUUCAGAAACCAACCCACCUCUUGGAAGGCACCUUCACUCUGAUAACUGAUGGUAACUGGCAGUUGAGCCUGCAUGGGUGAGGUCAUGAAGCCCUCAGAAUUCCCUCAGAGAUGGCAGGCCUCCCUUGGCCUCCUCCCAAAGCUCACCUGCUCCGCCUUUUCCACACCCACCAAUGCCAGGCAAAUGUCUGAAGGAGGCGACCAAACCAAUCACUCAAGCUGCCCAGUUCUCAUAUUUUUGCCCAAAAGGCAGAUUUUUGGAUAUAGACUGCCUCUGUCAAGGGAAGCUCCACUCUCUCUCUCUUUUUUUUUUUUUUGAGAAAAAAAAUAUUUUUUUUUAAACAAACAAUUCAUCAUUAAUCAGUGUAACAUCUUGGUACAACAUUCAUUUAAAAAUUUAAACAAAGUUUAUCUUUGAACAUUUUUGCCAAUCUUUCUGGUGACAUGUUUUAUAGAUGGCACAUGUCACCGGAUAUAGAUUGGCAAAAAUGUUCAAAGAUAAAUCAGCUAAAUUUUGGAAAUGCCACCAGACAUUGGGAUCGUACUAUCACAUGUGGUGGACAUGUCCAGAAGCGAGAAAUUAUUGGGCACAAUAAUCACAAAAACUGAUACAGCAACACAUUGAUCUUAAGCCGGAGCUGUUCCUGUUGGGUAUCUAACCGGAGAAAUUUAGUAGAGAAAAUACAUAUUUGAUUAUUCAUGUAAUAAAGGCAGCAAGAAUGGUAUUUGCACAAAAUUGGGAAGCAGAAAAAAAUUCCUACAAAGGGAGAGCUAAUUAAGAAAAUAUUAGAAUGUGCAGAAAUGAAUAGAUUAAUAUUAGCAAUUAGUGGGAAGGAGGAAUCGGAGUGUUACAGCAUAUGGGGGCAAUUUUAUCAAUGGAUAGAGACUGAAUAUAGGCAAUAGGCAAUGUAAAAAUAAGAAAUAUGGGGAAAAUUUGUUGCAAUACAUUAAAUUUAAAUGUAAGAGGAAAGAUAAAUAUGUUCUAAGAAAAUGAUGAUACAUGUUGAAUAUGAUGACACGGAAGCUCCACUCAUUAAUGUGGCUCUGGAUAAACUUCUCAUCACACCCU